GAGCACGAGAACCACCUACCUGUUCUCUGAGUUGUUUGUACUGUAUUGUACUGGGAUUUAUUUUGACUACAAUUUCUUUUUUAUUUCAAAGCAUGGAUUUGCUUCUGGAUUUUGGCUAAUUAUGACAGAUUUCCUUCUCCUAGUUUUCUUCAAGCCAAACAGGAUUUUCUGGACUCAUUUCACUCACGAGAAAAAGUAGUGGGAAUCAGUAUGUCUGUGACUGCCCUGUUCAGGGGCAAGUGGGGGCAGAAGACACAGGAAACCCCAGUGAAGCCUCCAGCUGCUGUGGUUCAGUCAGAGGAUGAUGACGAGGAUGAUUCCAAAGCUGGUUUCACCCGAGAGCCUAUUCGUAGGAAUUCCCGCUUUUACCGGUCAAUGAGGAAAAAGAGGCUGGUCUCAUCUGAGCAGUCUGAAAUUUCUAACAGGCCUGGAUCUGACCACAGUCCAUCCAACAGAGCAACUGUCUCCCACUCUCAUUCUCCUUUACCCCACAAAUCACCUUUGUUGCCCGGGGCUAGACGUCUUCAGCAUUCACCAAAGCUCCACGAUUCCAGACCUGUGUUGCCAAGCAAUGGCGAGGCCAGCAGCAGACAUGCUCGGUACAGCAAGGAUGCUGUGGAUAAGAGAAGAGGAGGUGUGGGUGGAGGGAGUGUGGACACAUCAGCUGCCUCCAACAGCAAGCAUAGAGACUUUGCAGAUGACAGGAUCACUUACCGGACUCACGGCAUUCAUAGCGGAGAUAUAAAAAAGCUAUCGGAGCAAACGGCUGCAGCUUGCACUGUACGGGAGGUCAGAGGGAGAACCAUGAGCUCGCAACAGUCCAGUUCUAACAGAGCACACCAGGAUUACUUCAACCACAGGUUGCUGAGCAAUAGAGAAAGCGCAGAGACAAUCUGCCACAACAUCAGCAUCAUCAAAAACAUGGCCAUCUUGUACCAGGAGUACCGGGAUACGUCAAAGCAGCAGGAGAUUGAGCAGCGGCGGCAGCGUGACAACAUCUCCCCUGGGGUCUCGACAGGGACUAUGGUGGCAGAGCCUGGAGUUGUGUCCCCCCCAGCGCUACAGCUGCGCCGGAGAAACGGUGAUCGCUCACUGAACUUGUGGCAAAAUCUGGAAGCUGUGCAGGCCAGUGGGAUGCUCACCCGGUUACUGCAGAAAGAAAUCAUAAUGCAAGAGGCCAUGUUUGAGCUUGUUACCUCAGAGGCAUCGUACUACAAGAGUUUGGAGAUUUUAGAGACUCACUUCCUACGUAACCCUGCUUUAGUCAACACUCUCAGCCAAUCCGACAUGCAUUUUCUCUUCUCCAACAUUGAGGAGGUCAUGAAAGCCAGUGAAAGGUUCCUCAUGGAUCUCGAGCACCGAAUUGAGGAGUCCAUUUUAAUUUCUGAUGUGUGCGACAUUGUUUACCACCAUGCUGUGGAACACUUCAGUGUCUUCAUCAAAUACGUUAUCAACCAGGUUUACCAGGAAAAGAACUACAGACGUAUUUUAGAGGGGAACCAGGCUUUUCGGGAGGCCAUGGCUGCAUUGGAGAAUCAUCCUUGUGUCAGGGGCCUGUCCUUCACGUCAUUCCUCAUCCUUCCAUUCCAGAGGAUCACAAGGCUCAAGCUGCUUGUUCAGAAUAUCCUGAAGAAGGCUGAGGAGGGCUCAGAGAGGGAAACAAAUGCUAUAAAAGCACAUCAGCAGCUGGAGCAGAUUGUGAAAGAGUGUAACGAGGGAGUGAGAAAAAUGAGUCGUACGGAGGAGCUUAUUACGAUAGAGAAAACACUGGAGUUUAAAUCCAAGUCUGUGCCCAUCAUUUCUCACUCACGCUGGUUGCUAAAGAAGGGGGAAGUGCAGCUGAUGGCUGGACCAAAGAGCACUCGGACCAUGCGGAGUCGUAAACUCUACCAACCGGUCUAUUUAUUUCUUUUUAACAAUCUGCUGCUGGUCACCAAGCGCAGCUCAAGUGGGGACAAGUUCCAGGUUCUCGACUCGUGCACACGCGCUAUGUUGAGGACUGAGGACCUUGAAGACCAGGGCCAGCUGCUGGCCAGUACCUUUAAUCUUAAACUACUGGAAAACCAAGAGGAUCGUCAAGUCAACUACAUGCUCAAGACGGCCAGUAUGAGUGACAAGCUGCGAUGGAUUUGCGCUCUCACUCCAAACCGGCGCACACGCUUUAUGUCUACCAACACCCACCAACCAGACUCUCCCCAGGUGCAGUGUAUUCAGUCAUACUCAUCUCAGGAGCCAGAUGAACUCUCCAUUGAGAUGGCUGAUGUUUUGAACCUCCUAGAGAGAACAGAUGAUGGCUGGAUGAUGGGUGAAAGGCUCCAUGAUGGUGAAAGGGGCUGGUUCCCUAGUCGAAUAGUAGAGGAGAUCCAGAGCAAAGAGGUCCGUGCUCAGAACCUGAGAGAGGCCUUUAGGAUCCAACAAGCCCAAGAAGGUGGAGGAGGGCCACAAACUGGAGCCAGGGUUGGUCUGAGGGCAGGUAGACGCACCCCAAAGGUGUCCAGCUUCUCCAGUCCUUGGAUUGAUCAAAUGGGGGAAAGCAGUGAAGUAAAGCAGUGAAUGAGUAACUGUGAUGAAUGUCAUCAUUCAGGACCAUAUGCACGAAAUGAAAAAUAAUCAGGAGACAUGUGACUAAACUCCCAUACAAUGACACAUUGUCCUUGAUUUUCAUUGAGCAGUGGAUGGUAUUUAGAAAUCCACAGAUGAUUAAAGUGCUUGAGUCAGUAUUCUUGAACACGUGAUGCUGCAUGUUUCAUAUAAAUGUGUAGUGAAUGUGUAUUGUAGGCCCACACACCGUGGUGUGUCAUGCAUGGCACAAAGCUCUAUGUAUGGUAGAGAGCUUUGUAUGGAAAUGACAAGAACCCUAACAGUCUAAAGAUACUGCUGCAUGGACAAUUUUUUAAACUUUUAGUGUUCAUUUCAUUGUAAAAUACCCACAGACACAAUGCACACAUUAAAUGUCCUGAAAGUUCAACUGCAACUUAAGAAAGCAUAUGCAGGGAAUUAAAGCAAAGGACCUUUAUCAAUUUCCAUACAUGUGCAGCCUUCAUCUGGAUCUUCUGCUCUUAAAGCCAGAAGUUAAAGCAAAAUAAACUACUCUGUGGCUGUUCAAUCGAUUCUCACACUUUUGGUAUCAUCUACAGGCAAUACUGAUAAAAAGUGAUGUCAAACCAGAAAGAAUUACACAUUUCUAAACAUGUCUUUAAUUUUAAUUUGACAUAAAUGCAUCAACAAUUCAUCUCAAGUGGCUGAAGUGCUUUUAACUGAACUUGCUCCAAGCUUCGCUAAUCAAAAUUGGGUUUCUGGGGGGCACCAGAGAUACCACAUGAUGUGAUUUUAUAACCAAGAUUUUGAAUGUUGCAACUGUUUUAAGUUUAAACAUACAAAACAUACCCUAGUUUUGUACAUGUGAUGUGAAUGUGUCCAGAAAAUGUCUCCAUACAAAUGAUUUCCGUCUUCUCUGGGGUCACAAAGGUCCAACUUACUGACAUUGGCAGAAAUUGGUUAAGUAGUUUUUGUGUAAUUCUGCUAAUUAAUAAUCUACCAAUCAAACAACAAAUCCUAUAAACAGACACCGGUGAAGAUAUAACCUCCUCUGCAGAGGUAAUAACUGCCUUAUGAUGAAAGAGACACUAGACACAUUGGACAACAGUAUUUCCCAGUUAUUAUUCCCAUGAGUCCAUCAGAAGCUCUGAUGCUGAGUAACUUCUGCUCUGUUCUGUCAAAUAAGAUCCAAACAGCCGUCUUCUCAGCCUACAGUGUUUGAUACUCAAGAUAGACAAAAUCUCUUUGAAAUAAUGGGCACACACAAACACACGCAUGCUUGCACGCAGACACACACACACAAUUGUCAUUUAAUGCCAAAUAACUGCAAUAUGUCACAAAUGCAUUGAAUGUAUUUACACUAUGAACAACUAUGGAUCAUCGUAAUUGUAAAGCCUGUGUGUCUUUAAAUACUGUGUGUACAGUACUGCAAACAUAACAUUUUUAAAGUAAUAAUUACUAAAUAAUUAUUUCAUUUUGUAAGAUGUAAAUUAUUGUUCAUAAAAAAGCACUG
Paralichthys olivaceus (Japanese flounder) is the source of this 4051-nucleotide messenger RNA. It is a transcript of the gene ngef, whose product is annotated as neuronal guanine nucleotide exchange factor. The record is from RefSeq and is a predicted model, not a curated record. Gene Ontology annotation, molecular function: guanyl-nucleotide exchange factor activity; protein binding. Gene Ontology annotation, biological process: activation of GTPase activity. NCBI's taxonomy places the organism in Eukaryota, Metazoa, Chordata, Actinopteri, Pleuronectiformes, Paralichthyidae.